Molecule: messenger RNA, 801 nt
Organism: Saprolegnia parasitica CBS 223.65
Lineage: Eukaryota; Oomycota; Saprolegniomycetes; Saprolegniales; Saprolegniaceae
Product: thymidine kinase
Exons: 5
Coding region: 69-749 (226 amino acids)
Biological process (GO): thymidine metabolic process
Molecular function (GO): thymidine kinase activity; ATP binding
Source: RefSeq, a predicted model, not a curated record
GAAAGCAGCUCUCCGUCGCCCUCAGCGCUCCCUGCCGCCUCGUAUACGGAUAAUUCGAGUAUCCGAACAUGUUUGCCGCGGUCAACCUUCCCUCCAAUUUCCAUUCGAGCAUGUCGCCGUCGUGCGUGAGUUUGCCGAGCAGCAGCGCCAAGAUGCCAACGAGAAGCCUCCGCCGCCACGCGCCCCAGGGCGAGCUCCAGCUCAUCAUCGGGCCCAUGUUCAGCGGCAAGACCACCGAGCUCAUCCGCCGCAUGCGCCGCUUCCACCACGCGCAGCUCAAGUGCCUCGUCGUGCGCGCGGUCAUUGACGAGCGCUACACCAAGGACGACCUCGUGAGCACGCACGACAAGCAAAUGAUCCCGGCGACGCCCGUGAGGCGCCUCGCCGAAGUCAACGAGGUCUUUCGCCAAUACGACGUCAUUGGCAUCGACGAAGGCCACUUUUACCCGGACCUCGACGCGUUCUGCGACAUGGCCGCCGACGAAGGCAAGAUUGUCAUUGUGGCGGCGCUGGACGGCACGUUCGAGCGCAAGCCGUUCCCGCAAGUCUGCGGCCUCAUUCCACAGGCCGAGAGCGUCACUAAGCUCAGCGCAGUGUGCGCGGUCUGUGGCACGGACGCCGCCUUCACGCGUCGCAUCGUCAACAGCACGGCGAUCGAGCUCGUCGGCGGCAGCGAGAUGUAUCAGCCCGUGUGCCGCGCGUGCUUUACGCUGCCACAGAAAGCGGAGGACGGCGCCGAGUCGUCGUAACGUGUUGUAGCAGUCAUUACCCACACAGAAUAUAGGAGACGCGAUGAUGUGU